Messenger RNA from Jaculus jaculus (lesser Egyptian jerboa), 1943 nucleotides. RefSeq lists its product as uncharacterized. Gene Ontology annotation, biological process: G protein-coupled receptor signaling pathway. The transcript has 7 exons. Lineage: Eukaryota; Metazoa; Chordata; Mammalia; Rodentia; Dipodidae. Gene Ontology annotation, molecular function: G protein-coupled receptor activity. Gene Ontology annotation, cellular component: membrane. Bases 894 to 1943 code for a protein of 349 amino acids. The record is from RefSeq and is a predicted model, not a curated record.
GGAUGUUCCUGAUACUCCAGAUGAUCCUGGUAUUCCAGAUGGACCUGAAACUCCAGAUGGUUUCGAUACUCCGCAUGAUCCUGAUGAUCCAGAUGGUGCUGAUACUGCAGAUGAUCCUGAUACUCCAGAUGGACCUGAAACUCCACAUGGUCCCAAUACUCCGGAUGGUUCUGAUACUCCAGAUGAACCUGAAACUCCAGAUGGUCCCAGUACUCUGGAUGAUCCUGAUACUUCAGAUGGACCUGAAACUCCAUAUGGUCCCAAUACUGGGGAUGUUCCUGAUACUGCAGAUGAUCCUCAUACUCCAGAUGGACCUGAAACUCCAUAUGGUCGUGAAACUUGGAUGGUCCUGAUACUCCAGAUGGACCUGAAACUCCAGAUGGUCCUGACACUACAGAAUAUCCUGAUAUUCCAGAUGAACCAGAAACUCCAUAUGGUCCCUAUACUCUGGAUGGUCCUGCUACUCUGGAUGAUCAUGAUACUCCAGAUGGACCUGAUACUCCAGAUGUUCCCGAUACUCCAGAUGGUCGUGAUGCUCUGAAUUGUCCCAAUACUCUGGAUGGUCCCAAAACUCUGGAUGAUCCUGAUAAUUCCGCUGAUCCUUCUACUCCUGCUCCUCAUUCUUCUCCUAUGUAUCUGCACCUUCUCUUCCUCUUCCUCUUGCUUCUCCUGUUCCUCCUGCCCCUGCUAUUCCGCCUGCCCCUGCUGUUCCUGCUCUUCCUGGUGAUGCUGUUUCCUGACCCUCCUCAUGCUCCCCAUGCCUCUUCUGCGCCUCAUACACCUGAUGGUCCAGAUACUUCCGAGGGCUCAGAUACUCCUGAUGGUCUGGAUACUCCCGAUGGUUCCAAUAUUCCUGAUGGUCCUGAAACUCCUGAUUUUUUCCAAUACUUCUGAUGGUCCUAAUACUUACAAUGGCCUGCAUACUUAUGGUGGUCUGCAUAUUUCUAAUGGUCACAAUACUUCUGAUGAUCUGGACACUUCUGAUGGUCCCUAUGCUCAGGAUGACCCUGAUUCUCUUGCUCUUCCUGCUGGCCUACUUAAUCCUCCUUUUUCUGUGGAUUCUGAUGUUCCUGCCCCUCCUCCUGUUACUCCUGCUCCUGCUGAUGCUCCCACUUCUCCUGAUGUGGCUGACUGUGAGGAUGGAGAACAAACUGUACAAGCGGUCAAAAAAGGAAAGAGCCUGUCCUUUGGAGAAAGGAAACAAAAGUGAAGUUACAAAAAGCCAAUUGAGAGAAUUGGUGAGAACACCAGCACCUGAGACAUCUACUGCAGAAAUGGACGCACUGAUGGAAAUCAGUGGUUAUUCCACAUCAGAUUCCACUAUCAGAAUGGAAAACCAGUGUAAAGUAUUUCCAUACAGAAGUCUAAUGGAAGUUAGUAAUAGCGAAAAUGAUGUAACUGUAAUAGAAAUUGAAGAAAUGGUGAAACCUAAAGUUUUCUUGCAAGAAAAUCCAAAACUAGGAACAACCCAUAAGAAAUAUAUUAUAAGUGAAGGGUCUGCUCUUGAAAUGGAUUCUGUGUCGCAAGUUGGCGGCAGUCCCAUGCCAGGUAAUCAACACCACACUGGGAGAAGCAUAUCAUUGGAAUUGUUCACACGGCACACUUUCAGUGUGGCCAUGAGUGGGGAGGGUUACCAUGUAUACAAUGCUGCCUAUGCAGUGGCCUACUGCCUCCAUGAUCUGCUGCUUCAACAAGUAGAUAUCCCACAUAUGCCUAUUGACAACAGACCUCAGAGUGACUGUGGGAAGCUGAACCAUCUUCUAAAGAAUAUGAAAUUUGCCACCCUGGUUGGAGACCUAAUGAAUAUGAAUCAGAGAGGGAAAUCAGACCCAGAGUAUGACAUUUUUAACUUAUGGGAUUUUCAAGAAAGCUUUCAGCAAGAUAUCUCCGUGUCCUAUGACCCCAGCCUGUGGACUCAUCAGAAGCAGGAUGUUGCAAUUUAG